AUGGGUAUUUCCUAUUUUGCAUCCACCUCAGUUGCACUCAUCGGGCUGUUCGGAUCAGUAUCCGAUAUCUCAAAUCUCUUCGCUUUUACAAUUGUACAUAAUAGAUACCUCCUUUUCCAUACAUUUCAAAAAUAUGUCGGUCUAUCUACUUUCAUCGCUCACACCGGGAGCAUGGCUUUCCUGUUUGCACUUCUCCAGAUUGUUCGGUAUUUCCGAGGACUUGAGGUAGCAUCUACAAAUUUAGAAGGUCAAGUUCUCAAGCCUAUGUUUUUCCCUGCAAACACAAGUCAUCUAAGACUGUUUCCAAAGAAACAUGGUUUCUCAUACUCCUACCUCCUGACCGGCGUACCGGUUGGAUGGACGGGAUCCUCGGGAGGAAUGAUUUCAGUCGAUGAAAAGAAUAAUGUAUCCCCUUGGUAUAAGAGGCUACUAUAUUUUCAACCUAUGAGUCCUUGGUAUGUUGUUGAUGGAGACGCUUAUUUGGAUCGAGGUCAUGUACCUGGUGGAUUGGAGGGUAAAUUAAAAAGGUUCCUUCACGAUCAGGGCUUAAAUCAUGAAGACUAUCCGUAUGCCUAUCUUAUGACAUCCUCCAGAUUUUUGGGGUAUCAAAAUAAUCCCGUCUCGAUAUGGAAUCUCUAUUCAAGGAAUAAAGAAUUGAAAGCUGUUAUUCUUGAAGUUAACAAUACAUUUGACGAGCGUCACACCUAUUUUGUCACAUCAAAAGAUGUAGAGGCUUCUAUGAUAGAGAAAACAAAAGGGAAGCCACCGAGAUUUACAAAUACCUGGUCCAAGGAGUUUUAUGUUUCGCCCUUCAACUCUCGAAGCGGUUCCUAUUCCAUCUCUGCAUCUGAUCCAUUUUUUCCAUCGCUUUCCGGAAGUAAUAAUCUCGAUCUCACGUUGACUCUCACUUCCACCGAACGUGCAUUUUUAGUCGCGAGAAUUUUUUCCGAUGGCCCUGCACUCGAUCCAUCCACAAUGUCAGUACUUCAAAAGACUCAAUUCAUUUUAUCAUGGUGGUGGCUAGGUUUGCAGCCUGGUAUGCGACCCGAAGAUUAUGGUUCGUCAGAUAUCAACACCUUUUCCUCCAUGUUCUUCCGAAUAAUCUAUUCUACUCGUAUCCUACCACGCCUCGAAUCUAGUGGCAGUGUCUUUUCGAUUUUUGACAAAUACAUUCUUAAGGAAACCGAUCAUGCCACCCCGUCGCUAUACCAGCGGAUGUUGUUUAAGAUGUGGCUCAGUGAUUGGGUUGCUUUUGGAUGGAUAGAUUUAUAA
This is a messenger RNA of Sclerotinia sclerotiorum 1980 UF-70, 1272 nucleotides long. RefSeq lists its product as hypothetical. The record is from RefSeq and is a predicted model, not a curated record. Lineage: Eukaryota; Fungi; Ascomycota; Leotiomycetes; Helotiales; Sclerotiniaceae. The transcript is spliced from 4 exons. The coding region runs from base 1 to 1272 and encodes 423 amino acids.